CAAAAACAAGGUCUGGCGGUGAGAGUUUGAGCUUGUGAUCAUGUCCGGCAGAGGGAAACAAGGCGGCAAAACCCGCGCUAAGGCCAAGACCCGCUCAUCCCGGGCUGGGCUGCAGUUCCCAGUUGGCCGAGUUCACCGCUUGCUGAGGAAAGGCAAUUAUGCCGAGCGGGUCGGGGCCGGAGCUCCGGUCUAUCUGGCCGCAGUACUCGAGUACCUGACCGCUGAGAUCCUGGAGUUGGCCGGGAACGCUGCCCGGGAUAACAAGAAGACCCGUAUCAUCCCCAGGCACCUGCAGCUCGCUGUGCGCAAUGAUGAGGAGCUGAACAAACUGCUCGGAGGGGUGACUAUCGCUCAGGGCGGGGUCCUGCCCAACAUCCAGUCCGUGCUGCUGCCCAAGAAAGCCGAGAGCUCCAAGGCGGCCAAGGGCAAGUAACGCUCCGAAACGCCGAGUAAAUCUCUAUAGAGAAACCCAAAGGCUCUUCUCAGAGCGCCCCCUCCGGCUCUAAAGGGCUGGGAUUCCCGGUAUUCCUGUAACCACAGUAACUAAAUGAGGGGUACAGGGAGGGAGCGAUACCGCUGCCCGUAAUGCAUCUCCUUCCCCCACCGCCGUGUCUCCUGCCGGGGAGGCGCCUGAGUGGGUUUCACUGAGACUCGGGGAUGGGAACGUGUUUUUAGGCUUAGUGUCUAUAGUUUCCGGCGGUUCUGUUGGACGGAACUUGCAAUAGCAGCCGAUAGAAACGAAAGAAACAUUCAGACUUAUCUGUAUCUUACUAUAUGUACAUACUUAUCGCCAAGAUCCAACGCUAUAUCCUGCCGUGUGGCGCAAUAUAGAAAUUAUCGCCUCCGGGAAUAGAAAGACCGCGGUAUUUUGGCGGCAGCAGGAACAAGAAAAAA
This is a messenger RNA of Xenopus tropicalis (tropical clawed frog), 894 nucleotides long. RefSeq names its product histone H2A type 1. NCBI's taxonomy places the organism in Eukaryota, Metazoa, Chordata, Amphibia, Anura, Pipidae. The record is from RefSeq and is a predicted model, not a curated record. The transcript has a single exon. Bases 41 to 433 code for a protein of 130 amino acids.